This is a messenger RNA of Glossina fuscipes, 4811 nucleotides long. RefSeq lists its product as uncharacterized. The record is from RefSeq and is a predicted model, not a curated record. The transcript is spliced from 5 exons. Lineage: Eukaryota; Metazoa; Arthropoda; Insecta; Diptera; Glossinidae. Bases 309 to 4601 code for a protein of 1430 amino acids.
GUAUGUGUGUGUGUGUGUGUGUGUGUGUGCUUGUCUUAUCCAUGCAUUUUUACUGUUUCCCGCCUGUCAUAAGCAUACAUACGCACACACAUACAUACAUACAUACAUACAUACUAUGCGAAUAAAUACGGGAAUUCAAUCAACUUUUAAGGAAAUCGGCGUAUUACGCGUUGUUGCAACAAACUAGAUUGUUGACGUAUGGUUUACCAUAACUUGUUUUAUGUGGUAGCAGCAUCACAACAGCAGCAUCAACAGCAUCAUAUCAUCAAAAGUGAUAGUCUUACGGCAAAGACCGACUGACAGAUACAAUGCAUCAUCAAGUGAAACUGAUGCGAACCUUGCUCGUGCUAACAUUCGGUAUAAGUUUAAGGAUUUCACUUUGUCAUCCUACAGUGAAUGCCGUUCAUAAUCUUGAAGGGAAUGUGUUGCCAAAUGUUGGAAAAGCAUUUUUAAAAACACCAGCCUUAGAGGAAACAAUCGACGAAGUACAAAGAAUAUUGCAUCAAGACCUCACGUUACCACGGCUUACUAGAGGAGAAAUCGAGGAGUUAUACGAGAAAGUCACACGGGAGGAGUUGGAGAAGAGUUUAAAGGCUGGAGAUACUAAGCGGGCCGAAAGUAUGAGAGCGCUUAUGUUAGUGUUGCCGUACAAUACCGAUAAUAACACUGAAGAGAAUUUACAGGAAUUGUUUACUCGACCCCCCGUAACAAAGGUAGUAGAGUCGAACACAUCUCACAGACCCAUACAGUUUAUAACACCAUCACCUAAUAGCGAAAUGAAAAGCGAUAGCGCCGAUAUUGGUAUUUUACAACCAACCACAUAUAAGCCAUCGUUUUCUUUAAAAAUGUUGCCUCCUGCUCCUAGCGCCACAACGUAUCACCCGUACACACCACCCUCGGUAUUAUAUCGUCAUAAGAUUGCUUUAACAGACGGCGACGUGAAGCCUUUCAAACCUAUAAACACAGACAUAACAUCCGUGCAACAUGAAAAUACGGAAACAUUUCAAAACUCAAAGACAAUUCAGCGUUUUAGCAGUCACUACAACGCACAGAAUGCUGAUUUCCUUAAAUUUAACUCGCCAAAACGCAAUCAACCUCAACUCCCAACAUUGACCAUAAAGCCAGUAGCUGAUAUCUUAGGUGAUUUGGGAAUUUUUAGUGAAACUCGCUUGGGUUCAGAUGAAUACUAUAGCGCGGAGAGUGCUCCUAAACCAAUUUAUAGUACAUAUCUGCCAGAAAUGGCAAAUGGAGCUAAUUUAAAAGAUGCUGGGUCUCAGAGCCUGGCUGCUAAAAUAACGCCCGAAGCUUACGCAAUGUUUAAACCUCUAAACAUAGGGGAAGAGAUACGUGUCAAACCAGAAGUGGAAGACUAUUUAACGCGUUUUGGUAUCGUACGCGCACGAAAGCGUAAGGAAAUCGACAAAUUAAAUACUAGAGUCAACGGUACGAAUAGCGAAGAACCGUUCAGCGAAGAAAGUGAGAUUGCUACCCGCAAGGUACCAUCCGCUCAUGUUAAAGGUAGAAAGGAUGUUAAGCUACCUGGAAAUUUACAAUUAGAAAAAUUGCUAGAAAAUCUCAAAGAGCUAGAACGGUUGCGUAUUAAACCUAAAGUAACGCUUAAUGUUGAAUCAACAACUACGGCCACAAGGAUAGCGACGGAAAGUACAACUGAUCCCACCACUUUAGUUACAAAUGAGAAGCCCAAGUUGAUUGAAGCUAAGAAGCCACGACGUCGUAUUGAUCCAAACAUUGAUAUUAAUUUCGGAUCUACUAGUAACCAUCAAGGCGACGAAACGAAUAACUCCGAUCAAUUGUCUAAACUACUAGAAAACCUUCAAGAGCUGCAAAGAUUGCAAAUUAAACCACAAAAUGUUUUACGCAAUAUGGGGCCACUCAAUAAGACUCUUCGCACAUCUGCAACAAGGCCAACAGUUGCAGUCACCUCUGCCCCAACCAAACAAACCAUAAUUGAUCGUUUCAAUGAACCUGUAUUAUCCCCAGAACAGCAACUAUUAUUAGCACAACAACAAUCCAGAAAGUCAGCGUCACAACCUGAUUUGCAGCAGCUACAACGACUUCUACUGCAAAUACAAAAUCAAGAAAAAGCAGAACGUCGGACAUCAACGACGUCAACAUCAUCAACCACUACUACCACUACGACUACAACAACAAAGAAACCGCCGAUAACGCAUUCAUCGCCAUUGAUACCUAACGAUGUGGGGCAGUUAAGAAAACUGCUAAGUAAUGAUCAUGAAUUGGAAAGAUUGUUUGAGCAAGCUAAAAUCAGAGAGAGAGAGAGGCAACAACUGCAACAGAAUUUUAAAAAAAUCAAUACUAUAGUCACAACAACUACAAAAAAGCCAAAGAGCCUUUCUGCGAAAGAUUUGGCUGACCUACAGCGAUACAUUGCUGAAUUCGAGCGACCCAGUAAUAAAGUCAAUACUAUUACAACAGUGAAACCAACAGAUUUUCAAACGGAGACCACCACACCCCGGGCAACUACAACGACUUCCAUUAGUACAAUUACUGCCACUCAAAUGCCACUCAGAAUUUCCAUUCAUUCAACCGAAGUGCCGCAAUGGCCAGCAAGAAAAGAAACAAUCGAUGAAAAGCAAUUUGAAACAUUAAUCAAUCGUAUACAGCAGGUUGAGCAACGUCUAAAUAAUCAAAAAUUAAAACUUCAAAAACCAUUACCUACUGACACGCCUUUGCCUCAACUCUUAGGCUUCACCACACGAAAUGUUAAGGAUUCUGUCGAAACGGCGGCAGAGUUAAAUUUGCCGGUGAAUGAUUUUGCAAAUUUGCGAACGCUGUACAAGCAAGUUCAAGAAGCUGGCAAUAGAGCUUAUUCCUCCGACGUAGAAAUUUCAACAGCAGCCACGUCAGCUAAGAUCCUCCAGCACGAAUCGACAACUAGUAAAAGUCAAAGCUUCGCUCAAAGAAUUAUUGAUAUAACCAACGAUACCGGCACAGGCAGCAAUCUUUCCGAAGCGGAUCCAAGAGAAUUUGUACAAUUACAAAAGCUUUUGAGUAAAAUACAAGAAUUGGAACGUGUGCGGAUUAAUAUACCUACAAUAAAUCCCAUCUCGCGGUCUAAAAUCCAACGAGAAGUUACCACUGCUCAAAGUUUCGCUGCGGCGGCUUCACGACGUAAUGAAAAUGUUCAAAAACCGAACGGGGUGCACCUCGUUUAUCCAAUAAAGGAAAUAAUACAUGAAAAGUCUGAAAAUGUUCAAACGACGAAAGCUAAGCAGACGGAUUCCAUAACUCCUUCUCUAUCCUCUCAAGAGAAUAAGGUAGAACUUAGAGAGAAUAUGGAAGAAAACGAAAGAGAGACAGAUGAAAUACCGUUAGUACACGAAACGGCCGCCAAAGAACCGUCAGAACUUAUUGCUACUAAGAAGCAAGUCUUGAAAAGUACAAAAGAAGAAAUGGAUUCAGUAAGAGAGGUAGAGGGAGCAGAAGCGAAGAAACCUUUGAACGACGUACGCAUCAACAUACAAACGGAAGAAUUAAAAAAUCUAUACUUGGAGGUGCCUAAAGACCUGACUGGGAAAUUGAAAUCAAAACUCGAUGAUAACAGUAUCAAAACCGCAGAAUUAGAUUUUCAACCAGUUGAAGGUGUUAUUAACCCAAACAAGUUAGAUGACAAGAAUGAGGAGCCAAUAAUGGCUACCCCUAGAACGGGGCCCGAUAGCGAAGAUCCAACUGGAAAGACCGCGGUAUUUUCCUUAACGACUAUUAAAUCGUUAACACGAAGGCCAACUAAAUCCACUACAGAAAGUUCAGUUCAACUACCAGUGUUUAGCGCCACUAAAAUUAUCGAAGAUGCUAUUAUAAGGGCAGUCAAUAAGAUCGGAGUUUCAACGGAAUUACCACACAGCUUCAUCGAUAAUAUUAAGCGAAAAGAUAACGAUAUUGAUGACUUAAUAAUGUUCGGGAAAAACGAAAAUGAGGACGUCGGAAUGGAUGACCUAGUUGUUGAAUCGAGUGAAAUUAACAGUCGUAUGACUUUACCUGAAUUUAAUCCUAACGAUACCGUUAAUCAGGACGAAAAUAAGAAAUCAGAUAGUUUCACUGACUUGACAGAAAAUGUACCCGAAUUGAAAAGAUUAAUUAAAAAUCUUAAGGAAUUACAAAAACUAAAUAUAAGUACAAAAGAGAAUUCGCAACAUACUCAUAAAAACACACCUGCAUUUACCCAGUCCGAUUACCAAUAUUUCGAAAAUCUUAAGGAAAUGCAGCCUUCAUUGAAAUAUGAGAACAAAGUGACUGCAAAGAGCCGCCGCCAAAGUCCAACUACUUCUACUGAAUCAAGUAAAUCAAAUGGUAGUAAUCCGAUAAGGAUUGCGUUAACCACAAAUACGCAGUCAGUCGAAACUGAAAGGCCACGUAAUGAUUCCUUAGCCGUUUUGGAGGAAUCGUUUGGCCCUAAUCCCAUUGCCGAAGAGCCGCCCCCGCCUAGAAAAAAGAACGGAUUCUACUUUCUGGCAGAUUGGAACUCGUUCCUAGAAGUCGGAGAUGGUGACGAUCAAGUCGUGGUUCGUCUUAGCCCGAAAAUCGGCGAUCCUCGAUUAUUUUUACCUGUUAAAAUUCCCUGAGAAUUUCAUUUUUCAACGCAUUAUUUAAUGUAUUGCAUUUGUGUAUAUAAAUUGAACACUAAAAUAAGUUUUAGGUUAGGCUAGUAGCAAACGAAAGUAUGUCCUAAUUAGUGAAUAUUGUUAUAAUUAUAUAUUAUUGUAUGUGGUGGUAAGGCCAAAAAUGGCAAGGACAAAAAUCUAACGGAAUUAUAAUAGUUAUUAAUAAAAUAA